AUGGCACAAACGAUGCAGACACAAGAGCUCACCAGUGGCUGGAGCUUCAAGCAGACGGAUACCGAAGAAUGGAUGCCUGUUGCGAAAGUGCCCACCAAUGUCCACCUGGAUUUGAUGGAUCAGAAGAUAAUUGAGGAUCCCUUCCUGGGCUUCAACGAACUGAAGUGCGAAUGGGUUGGCGAGAAAGCGUGGACAUACAAAGUCACACUUCCUUCAGUACCAGCCACAGAGAGAGGGACAAAGCAUGUUCUGGCAUUCGAUGGCCUCGAUACGUUUGCAAAUGUCAAACUCAAUGGCAAGACUGUCUUGGAGAGUGACAACAUGUGGAUCAUGCACAGAGUUGAUGUUACAGACAAACUCCAACCCGAGAAUGAAAACGUGCUGGAAAUCGACUUCAAGUCUGCGAUGGUGGAAGCUAGGAAGAUCAAAGAAGCCCAUCCAGAACACAAGUGGGUUGGCUUCAACGGCGACAUGGCUCGUUUGGCAGUGAGGAAAGCUCAGUAUCAUUGGGGUUGGGAUUGGGGUCCUGUGCUAUCCCCAUGCGGACCAUGGCGCGCUGUUAGGCUGGAGACAUAUCACGCACGGGUUGAGGAUCUGAGGAUUGAUUACGAAGUCGAUGCGAGCUUCAAGAAGGUCACUGGUACCAUCACCGCCUUUGUCGAAGGACAAUCUGGCAAGGUGGUUGAGUUCAGUGGCAGUCUAGGUGGAAGUCCUGUUUUCAAGGCUACCUCUGAGGUCGACAGCAACGGCCAGGCAAAGGCCGAGUUUCACAUCAACGAGCCUAAGCUUUGGUAUCCACAUGGAUAUGGAGAGCAACCGCUUUAUAACAUUACUGCAACUGUCACGUCUGGUGGACAUGCUCUCGACUCGAUUACGAAGCGCACCGGAUUUCGCAAAGGCGAACUCAUCCAGGAGCCAGACGAGAUCGGAAAGACAUUCUUCUUCCGAUUCAACGGCAUUGACGUUUUCUGCGGUGGUUCCGAUUGGAUUCCCGCCGAUAGCUUCACGCCUCGUAUCACUGAGGAAAAGUACCGUAAGUGGCUGGAGAUGAUGGUCGAUGGCUAUCAACUGAUGAUACGAAUCUGGGGUGGUGGCAUAUGGGAGGAGGACAUUUUCUAUGACAUCUGUGACGAAUUGGGCAUACUUGUCUGGCAGGAUUUCAUGUUUGGAUGUGGCAACUAUCCCUGCUUUCCGGAGAUCCUCGAGUCGAUUGAAAAAGAGUGUGUUUGCCAAACGAAAAGGCUCAGGCACCAUCCUUCGAUGGCAAUCUAUGCAGGCAACAACGAGGACUACCAAGUCCAGGAACAGAUGGGACUGACGUACAACUACGAAGAUAAGGACCCUCAGAGCUGGCUUCAGACCGAUUUCCCUGCUCGAUACAUUUACGAAAAGGUACCCUAUCCAGAUCCCCAACGCGCACUCAUACUGACGGCACUUCAGCUUCUUCCUGACGUUGUCGCUGCACAUACGCCUCACAUUCCAUAUCACCCCGGCUCACCUUGGGGUGAUGGUAAGAUCUCAUCGGAUCCGACAAUCGGCGAUAUGCAUCAAUGGAAUGUGUGGCACGGAACGCAGGAGAAGUAUCAAAUCUUCGACACACUAGGUGGCCGAUUCAACAGUGAAUUUGGAAUGGAGGCAUUCCCACACAUUGACACAAUCAAGGCCUACGUUACAGAUCCGACGCAGCUAUACCCGCAAAGCCAUAUGAUCGACUUCCACAACAAAGCAGAUGGCCAUGAGCGCAGGAUCGCGACUUACCUCGUCGAAAACUUCCGUACAGAGACUGAUCUCGAAAAGUUUAUCCAUCUCACUCAACUCAGCCAAGCCGAAGCCCUCAUGUUUGGCUACCGCGGCUGGCGCCAACAAUGGGGACAGAAGAGGUUCUGCGGCGGCGCAUUAUUAUGGCAGCUCAAUGACUGCUGGCCUGUGACUUCUUGGUCAAUCGUUGACUACUAUCUUCGCAAAAAGCCUGCAUAUUACGCCCUUCGCAGGGUUCUCGCUCCCAUCGCGGUUGCUGUAAAGAGAGCACACCACGACUGGAGCGUUGUUCACGCAAGACCUGCCAAAGCCAUCGAUUACGAAUGCUGGGUAGCCAGCUUCGAGACAAAGGAAGUCACUGCAACAGUGGAGCUUCGCUACAUCAGCAUCGCGACUGGCAAGGAGAUAAAAGAGAAGGUCUUGAAGAAGGAUGUCCAGAUUCAGGCGAACGGCACAACCAACAUCUUCAAGGGGACCAUCGACAAUGUCAACGAGGAACAGCACGUCCUUGCGGCGAGGAUAUGGGUAGACGGCAAGAUCGUGUCGAGAGAUGUCGAUUGGCCACAGCCAUUGAAGUAUCUCGACUUCGCCGACCGAGAAUUGGAGGUUACACCAAAGGGAAAUACCAUAACAAUCAAGGCCGGGAAGCCCACAAAGGGCCUGGUGUUCGAGGAGCGGGAAGGUGUGUUGGUAAAUGAUAGCGCCAUCGAUGUUGUGCCAGGCGACGAGCAGGUGGUUACCGUGAAAGGAAUCGGGGCAAAUGAUAAGGCAUUGGGAUGGACAUACUUGGGGAAAUAA
Ramularia collo-cygni is the source of this 2556-nucleotide messenger RNA. RefSeq names its product probable Probable beta-mannosidase B. Gene Ontology annotation, molecular function: beta-mannosidase activity. The transcript has 3 exons. Lineage: Eukaryota; Fungi; Ascomycota; Dothideomycetes; Mycosphaerellales; Mycosphaerellaceae. Gene Ontology annotation, biological process: glycoprotein catabolic process; carbohydrate metabolic process. Bases 1 to 2556 code for a protein of 851 amino acids. The record is from RefSeq and is a predicted model, not a curated record.